Neoarius graeffei (lesser salmon catfish) is the source of this 2386-nucleotide messenger RNA. It is a transcript of the gene mmp17b, whose product is annotated as matrix metallopeptidase 17b. Gene Ontology annotation, molecular function: metalloendopeptidase activity; zinc ion binding. The record is from RefSeq and is a predicted model, not a curated record. Gene Ontology annotation, cellular component: extracellular matrix. Gene Ontology annotation, biological process: extracellular matrix organization; proteolysis; collagen catabolic process. Bases 228 to 2093 code for a protein of 621 amino acids. The transcript has 12 exons. Lineage: Eukaryota; Metazoa; Chordata; Actinopteri; Siluriformes; Ariidae.
GGGAGAGAAGGACAGAGAGGGCGAAUUAAAGCGAAAAGAUACAGAGUUCUUAGGACAGAGAGAAGAGAAGCGAAGGGAACGGAGAGAAGUCUGCAGUUGUGGUCCUGACGUCCGUGUCGUUCCUCGUCCCCGGAGCCACUGAUCCAGAGAAGAUGGAAACCGUAACAUUUCCCCCUGGCUGAGGACAGUGCAUAUCAUUCAACUUAAACGUUUUACAUCUUCUCAGUAUGAAGGUGAUACAGUGGACAGUGCUUACACUCAGUCUGUGUGGGUGCGAAUGGGUGGGCUCUGUCCCACUGGCUCCGCCCAGUAGCUCAGUAACACCUGAAAAUCCUUCCUCUGCUACGCCCACAGUGGAUGAGAGUGCAAGACUAGUGGAUUGGCUUAUGAAGUAUGGCUACCUGCCUCCUCCUGACCCCUCCACGGGGCAGCUUCAGGCCUGGAGCGCAGUCACACGCGCUCUGAAGGCCAUGCAGAGAUUUGCUGGAUUACACGACACUGGCUCAUUGGAUGAGGAGACGCUGAGACUGAUGCAAACACCACGCUGUUCACUUCCUGAUGAUGAAAGCAGUCAGAUCCCUGAGUCAGACCCAGACACUGAGCAUCAAGGCCAGAGGGUGAAGAGAGCCGUAUCGAGCUGGGCUCAGAGAAACAUCAACUGGAGAUUGCGCACAUACCCUACCUCCUCUACCCUGUCCCAUGAGCUGUUCCGUUCUCUUGUCUUCUAUGCUCUGAAAGUGUGGGCAGAACCAACAGCUCUUGAGUUUCAUGAGGUUGGAGCACCAGAAGGGGCGGAUCUCCUGAUUGAUUUCUUGCAUGGUUCACAUGGUGAUGGAUACCCUUUUGAUGGGGUGGGUGGAGCUGUUGGCCACGCCUUCUUUCCUUCUGACCCAAACAGAGCAGGUGAAGUUCAUUUGGAUGCAGAGGAAGAGUGGGCAUUCAGACGGCCAGCCUCUGAAGGCACGGAUGCGUUCACAGUGCUGGUGCAUGAGCUCGGCCAUGCUCUAGGACUCUCCCACUCUUCUGCACGAGGAUCUGUUAUGAGGCCAUAUUACCAAGGGCCCAUGGGAGAUCCUCUCCACUUCAGCCUGGGAUCUCCAGACCGAGAGCACAUCAUCACUCUCUAUGGAAAGCGGGGUGACCAUCUACAGACAGACAGUCAUCCUCUCGAGGCAGAAGCUGAACUGAAGCAUUCACGGAAAGGCACACACAGACUCACACACAAGCACCGACACACCCACAGUCACCUGGACAGUCCUUCUGUGGAUCGCUGCAAGACCAGUUUUGAUGCAGUUGCUAAAAUCAGAGGGGAGACGUUUUUCUUCAAAGGUCUGAGUAUGUGGAGGGUAAACAGAGGAGCUCUGGUCUCUCGGAGAGCCGUGUCCAUGCGCAAACUCUGGGCUGCUCUGCCCACAUCUCUGCCCCCGCUGAGGGCCGUACUGGAGAGGCAAGAGGAUCACGCCAUCAUUUUCAUCAGCGGUUCUCAGUUCUGGCUGUUUAAGGGUCUGGCUCUGCAGGAUGGUUUCCCCCAGCCGCUGUCUGCUCUGCAUCCCACAAGCUCGGAUGGAGAGAAACACGGUGUGCACUGGGACCCUGAAAAAGGAGUGGUGUGGGGGUCAGGAGGAGAGCAAGGAGAGAGUGGUCAGGUGUGGAUAGAGCUCAUUGAAGGAGGAGUGAACGGAAUUAUUACAGAGAAUAAUGGUUCUCUCUUCCUCUUCAAAGGCUCUCACUACUGGAAAUUUGCCCACCCAGGCUCCGCCCCUGAAGAGGGAUUUCCCCGACCUGUGGCCUCAGACUGGUUGAACUGCCCUGACCCCUCCCCUCAUCACCCUGGUGAUAUCUCUCUGACGUCCAUUGUUGGUCAGCAGGAGCUUCAAGACAGAAAAGAGGAAGGAGUAUUGGAGCAGAUCCAGCACAGGAACAAAACCACAACGAGACAUACAGAGGAUCCUCAGGACUGUCCCUGCUCCAAGAGCUCAUCACCAGCUAACACGAGUCUGCAUUUGCUGAUGAUGAGCCUGCUCUUACACACUCUGACUUAUCAGCCAUCCGUAUCACUUUUCACGACACGCUCACAUCCUGUUCACCUUUAGAUAUUUUUUUACCUUGUUUUUUUUUCUGGUUUAUUCUACUGUCCAGUUUCAGUGAGCCUGUGCCCACUGGAGCCUACUGUAUGACAUGUUUUGUGUCUUGUAAUGCUUUUCAGCUCACCACAGUUGUAACAAGUAGCUAUUUGACUUAAGUCAGCUCAAAUCAGUCUGGACGUCAUCCUCUUACCUUUCCUUUGACAUGUUAUCUGUACUAAAUGUCUAUCACUGGCACAACUAUCAAUUAAGUAUGAAAGAAAUCAUCGCUAGAACAUUUCUGUAACCCACGCUGUUACAAC